AUGAAUAAUACGGAAAAAGAGCGCGGCGGAAUCGCUGACAAGGCCCUUCAGCUGAUCUUUGAGAUGAAACGCAACCCAGAUGUGCUUCCGCCAUACAAUGCAGAACUGGUUAGACAAUGUCUUCAAAAAAUCGACGAACUCUACAAAUUGAAUGCAAGAGUUGUAGCUGACAUGAGAGCCGGAAAGGCCAGCGAACACUCGCUAUUACAGCCAAGAAUUGUAGCAAUGUAUCAUAUUCGUCGGUGCCUCUGCGCAUAUGUCAAUGCGAGAAAAGAUCGAAUUCGAUCAUUUCGUUGGAAGUAUGGAGGAGCGUUGCCAAUAUCGAUCAGGAACGCUCUUUGCGAGGCGGAAAUCGAGUUCUUCAACGAGUAUUCCAGUGCGAUGGCGAAUUUCCAAGGGAAUCUCGGCGACAUGGGCGUCAAUCUUCUUCUGCACACCGAGCCGCCCAAAUCGCUUUUUGUGCAAGUUCGAGCACUCGAGAAUUAUGGAGAAUUCGAGACGUCCGAUGGAACACUCGUUUAUUUGAUGAAGGAUAGUUUGCACUCGCUUCCCCGUCAAGACUGCGAAAUGCUCAUUCGUCAAGGCGUCCUCGAAAUCUCUCACUAA
Messenger RNA from Caenorhabditis bovis, 606 nucleotides. The record is from the annotation of a GenBank genome assembly. NCBI's taxonomy places the organism in Eukaryota, Metazoa, Nematoda, Chromadorea, Rhabditida, Rhabditidae.